Molecule: messenger RNA, 13447 nt
Organism: Nyctereutes procyonoides (raccoon dog)
Lineage: Eukaryota; Metazoa; Chordata; Mammalia; Carnivora; Canidae
Gene: CEP350
Product: centrosomal protein 350
Exons: 38
Coding region: 386-9712 (3108 amino acids)
Biological process (GO): microtubule anchoring
Cellular component (GO): centrosome
Molecular function (GO): microtubule binding
Source: RefSeq, a predicted model, not a curated record
CCACCGCCACUGCCGCCGGCGCCGCUCCUCCUCCGUGUCAGUUGUUGGGCUGUAAUGGCGACUGGGCCGCCGCCGCCGAAGUGACUCCCGGGCGGGGGAGCGGGGCCGGACCUGCGCCAGAGGGAACUGCAGAGAGCCGCAGCUCAGGGGGAGGCUUGCUGUGGGGGAGGGGAGGCAGCCUUUCCGCCUCUCCUUCCUUCUCUGCAGCCCGGCGGAUCCGGGGAGCCGGUGCGAGGCGGGCACCCGGUGCGUCCCCGGAGCGGGGAGGCCAGGCCCGGCAGCCCUGGGGCCGGUCGGGGCGGCAUCGCUGCACCCUCCGCCAGGCCCCGCGGGAUGCACCGUGGGAGCCGAGGGCGGAGGCGACACUCUCAGGUAAAUUGGCAGGAUGAAGAGCAGCAAAUCAAAAGAGGUGCCUUUACCAAAUCCAAGGAACUCUCAAAGCAAGGAUACUGUUCAAGCAGAUAUAACCACAUCGUGGGAUGCACUUUCUCAGACUAAGGCUGCUCUGAGACACAUUGAAAACAAAUUAGAAGUAGCCCCUACAGGUACAGCUGUGUUUGAUUCUGUCAUGGAUACCAAGAAAUCUUCUGCAAGUGCUACCAGAAAAAUAAGUAGAAAAGAUGGUAGAUACCUGGAUGAUUCUUGGGUUAAUGCUCCAACCUCCAAAUCUUCUAAGUCAUGGAAAGAGAAAUCUCGGAGUCCUCUCAGAGUUACCACCCUAGAGAGUAAUGUAAAGAAAAAUAACCGUGUGGAGUUUCGCGAACCUUUGGUUUCUUACAGGGAGAUCCAUGGUACACCUUCCAAUAUAAGUCCUAGCCAUCUAGAGUCAAAGCAUGUUUACGUGGAUAUUAAUGAAGAAAAGCCUGAGAGCAGGAACCGGAUGAUAUAUAAUCGAGAAGAACGGAAUAUACAUUGCUGUGAUUUUGAGAGCUCUCAAUCCUCUGUCAUCAAUGAUACGGUGGUUAGGUUUUUAAACGAUCGACCAGCAAUUGAUGCAUUACAAAAUUCUGAAUGUUUAAUUAAGAUGGCAGCUCCUGUGAGAACUGAGGAAGAAAAUUCUAAUAGAGCAAAAGGAAAUGAGAAGACUUCUGUAAGUAACAUGGGCCAUGAGGUUGAUCCAAAAGUGUUACGGAUAACUGACUCUUCUCCAUCCUCUACUAGUACUUCUAAUUCCCAAAGGUUAGAUAUCUUAAAGCAGCGACAACAUGAUGUCAAACUGGAAAAACUCAAGGAGCGAAUUAGGAAACAGUGGGAACACUCAGAAGAAACAAAUGGCCGGGGCCAGAAUCUGGGUCAUAUUGACCAUCCAGUAAUGGUUGUUAAUGUUGAUAACUCAGUGACAGCAAAAGUCAGGAAAGUGGCAACAGCACCACCUGCUCCAACAUAUAAAGGCUUCAAUCCUUCAGAGACCAAGAUUCGAACACCUGAUGGGAAAGUGUGGCAGGAAGCUGAAUUUCAAAGCAUGAGUAGAGAACUGUAUCGAGACUUAGCACUUCACUUUGCAGAUGAUAUCUCUAUGAAAGAGAAACCUGCUGAAAAAAGUAAAGAGAAGAAAGUGGUCAAGCCAGUAAGAAAAGUCCAAAAGGUAACACAGUUGUCAAGUCCAGAAGGCAAAACAGGUAGUAGUCGCCUGAUAAGUACAUCCUCUUGGCGAGAUGGACAAAAAUUAGUAAAGAAGAUUCUGGGGCCUGCACCCAGAAUGGAGCAAAAAGAGCGAAGAACAGUGUCAAGUGACAGAAGUGGAAGAGAAAGAACUACUAAAUCUGGCUGUCAUAUUGGAAGAGCAGAAUCUGAUCCUAGAUUGGAUGUUUCACAUAGACAUCUUCCACGAAACUCAGAACGUUCGAGAAGUAGAGCUCGGUCUGAAAAUAACACAAAGAAAUUAGCUCCAUCUCUUCCAGACAAUAAACAGGAGGAAAAUACUGCCUUAAAUAAGGACUUUUUACCUCUUGAAAUUCGUGGAAUUCUUGAUGACCUACAGUUGGAUUCUGCAGUUCAGGCUGCAAGGCAAGAGACAGGAGAGUUACAGAAUCAGAAGUCAUCAGCACCAGGGCAAGCUGCUAGGAGUCAUAGCCCAGUAAAAAGAAAACCUGACAAAAUAACAGCUAGUGAAGAUCCACCUGUUAUUUCCAAAAAGCGCCACUAUGACACAGAUGAGGUACGGCAGUACAUCGUUAGACAGCAGGAGGAAAGGAAGAGGAAGCAAAAUGAAGAGAAAAAGGCUCAAAAGGAGGCCACUGAGCAGAAGAACAAACGAUUACAGGAGCUCUAUCGGAAACAGAAAGAAGCCUUUACUAAAGUAAAAAAUGUGCCUCCCUCUGAGCCAUCAGUAACUAGGCGACUGCAAGACACUUACUCCAAACUGCUCCUAGAAAAGACCUUGCUCGAAGAGCCGCCACAUCAACAAGCUACCCAGGAAACACAGACUAAACCCGGGUAUCAGCCUUCUGGAGAAUCCGACAAAGAAAACAAAGUACAGGAACGUCCCCUAAGUGCAUCUUCCAGUAGUGACAUGUCUCUGUCAGAGCCUCCACAGCCUCUUGCAAGAAGGGACUUGAUGGAACCUACAUGGAUGCAGCCUGACAGAUUGAGCCCACGAGUCCAGAAUACUCAACCACAGCCUCUUAUUGGAACAGCUGGAAAUUUACUUUCCCAUCUCUUGAGUCUAGAACAUGCAGGAAUUUUGCAUAAGGAUCUUGAAUCUAUUUUACCAACCAGGAAGAAUCAUACUGUGGCCUCAGGGCCAUUAACUUUUACACCUCAACCAUACCUGACCUCACCAGCUGCUCAUCCAGAUGCCUUGUUAAAACCUAGUGCCAGCCAGUAUAAGAGUAAACUGGAUCGUAUUGAAGCCUUGAAAGCAACAGCUGCUUCUUUGUCCAGCAGGAUUGAAAGUGAAGCCAAGAAAUUAGCUGGGGCUAACAUAAACUAUGGGUCAGCAUGGAACACUGAGUAUGAUGUACAGAAAACACCCCAAGAAGAUGAACCUUGGACCAAGGCUAUAAGUCCACCUGUGAAAGAGGAUACUGAAGAUGUUUUCUCUGCCCGAAUUCAAAAGAUGAUGGGAACCUGUGUAUCUCAUGCAACUUUUGAUGAUGAUCUUCCUGGUGUAGGCAACCUCAGUGAAUUUAAAAAGCUUCCUGAGAUGAUAAGACCGCAUAGUGCCAUAUCAAGGUUCAGAAUCAGAUCCCCUGGUCCUAAACCAGAAGGGCUCCUGGCACAGUUGUGUAAGAGGCAGACUGACUCUUCCAGCUCUGAUAUACAAGCUUCUCAAGACAAAGCUAAAUUGUCUCUUGGUUCCAGCACAGAUUCAGUCAGUGAAGGGCCUCUUCUUAGUGAAGGGAGUCUCUCUGAAGAAGAAGGAGGACAAGAUGUACAGCCUCCGUUGAAGGUAGCAGAAAUCUUAAAGGAAAAGGAAUUUUGUGCUGGAGAAAGAAAUGGUUAUGAACCCAUCAAAGAGUUUCAGAAGGAAGCUGAAAAAUUUUUGCCACUUUUUGGGCACAUAGGUAGUACAGAAAGCAAAGGACCAUGGGAAGAAUUGGCAAAGGGAAGUCCACAUAGUGUCAUUAAUAUUUUUACAAAGUCAUAUCAGCUGUAUGGAAAAGGGUUUGAAAGAGGAACCUCAGCAUCACGGCCUUUAAAUGCCAUCACAACACCUCUAAGCAGUGUUUCAUAUGAAGAUGAUUUUGUCUCCUCUCCAGGGAGUGGGACUUUGACAGAAAGAAAAUCAGCUCUCGAACCUAAUAUCAGUGGUAGCAAUUUGGGCAUUCAGGAGGACCAUUCUAGCAGGAAGUCUGCCUAUGAUCUGUCCUCUGUGGAAGUUACCUCCCAGCAUUCAUCAGGGGCCCAGUCUGCUACAUCAUCUCGUUCAUCUACUUCUUCUAAAGGGAAGAAAGGAAAAAAAGAAAAGAUAGAAUGGCUGGAUUCACUCACUGGAAAUGUUCAGAACUCACUUCUUGAUGAGGAGAAAGUACAUUCUGGCUCAGAACGUGGCUCUCAUCAAGGAAAGAAAUCUGGGACCAGUAGCAAACUUUCUGUUAAAGAUUAUGAGCAGACCCUUGACAGUGAUAGCAUUUUGGAGGAUCUUUCUGGGCAUUCUGUGAGUGUCUCAUCAGACAAGGGAAGAUCUCAGAAAACUCCAACUUCUCCCCUGUCUCCAAGUUCCCAGAAGUUUGACCCUCCAGGAACUUCAUUAGAAAGAUCUAAAUCCUCGGUAAUAAUGCCUCCAUCUAUAACAGGAUUUAAGCCUAAUGCACCUUUUACUGAUAUGAACCUUGCUGCCAGUCGAACAACUACAGAGAUGGCCUCAACAUCAGGUUCUAAGCGCCUUUCUCCUGCUGGUCUCCAGCAUCGCAUGGCAGCAGAACUCAGCUACUUGAGUGCCAUUGAGGAGUCGGUGCGCCAACUGUCCGAUGUGGAAAGAGUUAGAGGCGUAUCGCUUGCUCAGCAGGAGAGUGUGUCUCUAGCUCAGAUCAUAAAGGCACAGCAGCAACGCCACGAAAGAGACUUGGCUCUUUUGAAAUUGAAGGCUGAACAAGAGGCUUUGGAGUGUCAGAGGCAGUUAGAAGAAACCCGAAACAAAGCAGCUCAGGUCCAUGCAGAAUCCUUACAGCAGGUGGUCAAAUCACAAAGGGAAGUAACCGAAGUCCUGCAGGAAGCAACUUGUAAAAUAGCUGCUCAGCAAACAGAGACUGCUCGUCUCACCACAGAUGCAGCUCGCCAAAUCUGUGAAAUGGCAGAGUUGACUCGAACUCAUAUCUCAGAUGCUAUUACUGCUUCAGGAGCUCCCCUCGCCACACUGUAUGACCACCAGCGACAACAUGCUCCAGACUUUGUGAAACAGCUGAGGACCAGAGCUGAAACGGAUAGAAAAAGUCAAUCCAUUUCACUAUCUCAAAGUAAAGAAGGGACUCUUGACUCAAAGCAUCAAAAGUAUUCCCCUUCAUAUGAGAGUUACUCUGAGUCUUCAAGAUACAAGAAUCAUGAUCGAAGAAGUAGUAGUGGUAGCAGCCGUCAAGAAAGUCCCUCAGUACCAUCUUUUAAGGAAAAUGAGAGGAAACUUCAUGGUGAAAAGAUGGAGAGUUCUAUUGAUGAACAAAUUCAGACUGCUGCAGAUGAUUCUCUACGAAGUGACAGUGUACCAUCUCUUCCUGAUGAGAAAGAUUCCACUUCUAUUGCAACAGAAUAUUCCCUGAAAUUUGAUGAAUCUAUGACAGAAGAUGAAAUAGAAGAAAAAUCAUUUCGAUCUUUAUUACCUUCUGAGAGUCAUCGCAGAUUUAACAUGGAAAAGAAAAGAGGCCAUCAUGAUGACUCUGACGAUGAAACCUCUCCAGAAAAGACAACACUUUCUUCUACCAAGGAGCUGAGUAUGCCAUUCUCUGGAGGACAAGAUAGUUUUUCUAAAUUUACUAUGGAGAUGGUUCGACAGUAUAUGAAAGAAGAGGAAAUGAGGGCAGCUCACCAGUCGUCACUCCUGCGUCUCCGUGAGAAGGCCCUGAAGGAGAAAACAAAGGCUGAAUUAGCCUGGCUAGAGCAUCAGAAAAAACAUCUACGAGACAAAGGAGAAGAUGAUAAAAUGCCCCCUCUUCGGAAAAAACAGCGUGGUUUACUUUUAAGGUUGCAGCAAGAGAAGGCAGAAAUUAAACGUCUUCAAGAAGCCAAUAAGGCAGCUCGGAAGGAAAGACAGCUAAUUCUAAAGCAGCAGGAGGAGAUAGAAAGGAUACGACAGACCACCAUAAAGUUACAGGAGAAGUUAAAGUCAGCAGGGGAGAAUAAAUUGGAUUCUCAUAGUGAUGAUGAUACAAAGGAUAAUAAGGCAAUCAGUCCUGGUCCAACUGACUUGGAGACCCGUAGUCCUUCCCCUAUUUCAAUCUCCAGCAGCGAAACUAGCAGCAUUAUGCAGAAACUAAAAAAAAUGAGAAGCCGCAUGGAUGAAAAGUUUCUGACAAAGCGAGAGCAAAAACUAAUGCAACGACGACAACAUGCAGAGGAGCUGCUAGAGUGGAAGCGACGUUUGGAUGCAGAGGAAGCAGAAAUCCGUCAAAUGGAAAAACAAGCUUUGGCUGCUUGGGACAAAGAAUUAAUAAAACCUAAAACUCCUAAGAAAGAACUUGAGGACCAAAGAACAGAACAGAAAGAAAUAGCAAGUGAAGCAGAAUCUCCAGUACCUUCCUACUCUCACCUACACAGUGAAAGCUCUGUUCCAGAAGAAUUGGGCAGCCCUGCUGUUGGAUAUAUACAGUCUGAGUCUGUAGUUCAGGAGCAGCCAGGGAGUCCAGAUCAUAGUGUACUUACUGAAGAAAUGGUUUUUUCACAAGAACUGGAAUCUUCUACCUCUCCUAGUAAACAUUCACCUCCUAAGAGCUGCACAUCUGUGUCAAAGCAAGAGUCUAGCAAAGGAAGUCAUAGGACUGGAGGACAGUAUCGUCUACCUGUCAAGUCCCAGCAACACUGUUACAGUUGGUCAGAUGAGUCACUGUCUAUGACACAGUCAGAAACAACAUCUGACCAAAGUGACAUUGAAGGUAGAAUCAGAGCCCUAAAGGAUGAGUUGCGGAAAAGGAAAUCAGUUGUGGACCAGCUGAAGAAGGAACAGAGAAAACGGCAGAAGGAAAGAUUGAAAGCCCAAGAAGCCAGUCUGAUCAAGCAAUUAGAGUCAUAUGAUGAAUUCAUUAAGAAAACUGAAGCAGAACUUAGCCGAGAUUUGGAAACAUCACCAACAGCCAAGCCUCAGAUUAAAACACUCUCCUCAGCUUCUGAAAAACCCAAGAUCAAGCCCCUCCCAUUACACAGAUCUGAAACAGCAAAGAACUGGAAAUCACUAACAGAAUCAGAACGCUCCAGAGGAUCGUUGGAGUCCAUUGCUGAACACGUUGAUGCUGCAUUGGCAGGUUCUGAGAGAUCAGUACCAGAAAGGUCACUGUCUGCAUAUGCAAAGAGAGUGAUUGAAUUGGAUAGACAAACAGAAGAACAUUUCCAGACUUCGUCUCCAAUUCUUAGAUCAUCAAGAACUAGAGCAGAAUCUGGAGAUUCUCUGGAAAAUGUACCUUCCUUACCUCUUCUCAAAGAAUUGAAUGUCUCUAAUAGAAUUCUGGAUGUGUCAGAUGCCAAGGUUGAGGAAGACUCUAGUCAAAAAUCAGAAAUACAAGAAGUAGACUAUACAAAAUUGGAAGAAAGUGUGAUUGAAGAGGCCUAUUCGAAACAAUCUAGGAAGUCUGAUGUCUUACUGAAACUAGACCUAGAACAGGGAGACUCAUCUGAAAUUCUUUCAAGGAAAGAUCUUUCUUUAGAUUCUAUAAAUGUUCAGAAAGACUUAGUUAGAUUAGCCAUUGAAAAUCUUCAUAGAAAGGAGUUGAAAGAGUCAGAUCAAGAUAUGGAUCAUAGUCCAAACAUCCAAUCAGAAAGAGACAUUCAGGAACAAAAGAACAUAAAGGAAAGGGACUUGUCUUUGUUAGAACAUCUUUUUGCUCCUAAAGAGAUUCCAUACUCUGAAGAUUUCGAAAUGUCUUCCUUCAAGAAAGACAUUUCAGCUGAAUUGUACAAAGAUGACUUUGAGGUGUCAUCUUUGUUGUCACUCAGGAAAGAACCUCAGUCCUGCAGAGACAAAUCACAGCCAACCAGGAACUCUACGAGUAGAGCCAUUAGCUUUGGCAGUGAUGAUGAAAUCAGUGAGUGCCUCAGUGAGAAAAGCCUUUCUGUUCAGAGCAGUGUCCACUCUGAGAGGCUGUUAGAACUCAAGUCCCCUACUGAACUUAUGAAAAGUAAGGAGCGCAGUGAUGUAGAGCAUGAACAGAGAGUUACAGAAACCCCUUCCUUGGUUUCAGUUUCUGUGGCAGAUGAGUUACAUGAUUUCCACAUUGGUGAUAGGGUGUUGAUUGGCAAUGUUCAGCCAGGAACUCUUCGAUUCAAAGGUGUGACUAGUUUUGCAAAAGGAUUUUGGGCUGGAGUAGAGUUGGAUAAAGCUGAAGGAAAUAACAAUGGAACAUAUGAUGGCAUUGUAUACUUUGUGUGCAAAGAGAAACAUGGUAUUUUUGCUCCUCCUCAAAAAAUAUCUCACAUUCCAGAAAACUUUGAUGACUAUGUAGACAUAAAUGAAGAUGAAGAGUCUUACUCAGAUGGACAGUAUCAAUACUAUAAUCAAGAACAAAAAGAUACAGUGGAUUCCAAGUUUGAUAAAGAAAAGGAUGCAGUUGAUUAUUUUUAUGAGAAUUCUCCAUCUAGUAUGCACAAUAUAGAAGCCUCACUUGGUAGAAGCCUUAAAAUAGAAACAGACAACAUUCAGGACAUCUCCGGGGUACUUGAAGCCCAUGUUCACCAGCAGUCUUCAGUGGAUUCACUGAUCUGUUCACAGGAAAACAAAAACCUUGUUUCUAGUGCCACAGAAAAGAUCUCCAUUGCUGUAGAAGACGAUACUUUAGAUAAUACCUUUUCUGAAGAAUUAAAGAAGCAACAACAGUUUACAGAAAGGGAAGAGAACCUAUAUCCCGAGGUGUCAGAGAAGCUUUCUACUCCACUUCUGGAUCUUUUAACGAGAGAAAAGAACCAAUUGGAAGCCCAACUGAGGUCAACUCAAAGUGAGGAAAAAAAGUCAGAGCAACAGCUAGAAAGAGUCUCUUUACUGACAGACAGUUUACUAACAGUCUUUGUGAAGGACACAGUCAAUCAACUACAAGAAAUCAAAAAAUCUAGGAAUGAAAAAAUCCAGCUUAGCAAUCAAGAGCUUCUUGAUGAUGAUCAAAAGAAAGUUCUAUCCCAAGCCCUAUCCCCAGAUCUUGAGGAACAGUCAUCAACUGUUCCAGGUUGCUUCUUAAGGUCUGAAUUGGAAGAUGAAAAAGAAGAGAUUUCUUCACCAGAUAUAUGCCCCAGACCUGAGAGUCCAGUAUUUGGUGCCAGUGGGCAGGAAGAACUUGCGAAGAGACUUGCUGAACUUGAGAUCAGCCGGGAGUUCCUGAGUGUGUUAGGAGAUGAUCAAGAUUGGUUUGAUGAAGACUUUGGUUUGAGCUCUUCUCACAAGAUCCCCAAAAAUAAAGCAGAAGAAACAAUUGUACCUCUAAUGGCAGAACCUAAAAGAGUUCCCCAGAAGCCAUGUGAAACACUAUUGGCAGUCCCACAUACUACAGAGGAAGUAGAAAUUCUGGUACAUAAUGCAGCAGAAGAACUCUGGAAAUGGAAAGAAUUAGGUCAUGAUCUUCAUAGCAUCAGCAUUCCUACAAAACUGCUUGGCUGUGCCAGUAAGGGUCUAGAUAUAGAAAGCACUAGUAAAAGGGUCUACAAACAGGCGGUUUUUGAUUUAACAAAAGAGAUUUUUGAGGAAAUAUUCGCAGAGGAUCCCAACUUGAAUCAACCUGUCUGGAUGAAGCCAUGUAGAAUCAACUCUAGUUAUUUCCGACGAGUGAAAAAUCCAAAUAACCUUGACGAAAUCAAGAACUUCAUAGCCACAGAAGUACUCAAGUUGUUUAGUCUUAAAAAGGAGCCAAACCACAAAACAGAUUGGCAGAAAAUGAUGAAAUUUGGAAGAAAGAAAAGAGACCGAGUGGAUCAUAUCCUGGUCCAGGAGCUCCACGAAGAGGAGGCACAGUGGGUGAACUAUGAUGAGGAUGAGUUGUGUGUGAAGAUGCAGCUAGCUGAUGGGAUCUUUGAGACCUUGAUCAGAGAUACUAUUGAUGUUCUGAAUCAGAUCAGUGAAAAACAGGGGAGAAUGCUACUUGUGUGACAUCUUGCAAAUAAAUCGAACACUGAGUGCUAACAUGAGUCCUGGGCCUUUCUGCCUCCUGAUACACACCCCAUCUCCAUCAUAGCAAGAGCGCUUCUGGACUUGUUACCUUUUCUUAAAGACUACUGGUUUGGAGUUCAUGGGACAGUGCGAUAUAUCUGGUAUGACAGCCUUUGCCUUUAGAGACUGUCCACUGGAUUAGUUGGUUAUUUUCAGUGGGCAGGGUUGCACUCCUGAUGUUGACACACAGUAUAAUCCUACACCUCUUGUUAACACCCCUACUGGGUCUCAGCUGUGGGCUGAAAACACCAGACUGACCUCUUAGCUUAGACUAGGCUAUUACUUUGUUGAGGCUGAAGUCAGGCAGGAGAGGUAUAUAGAAUUCUGCAUCUUACCAAUUUUGAAAUGUAAUCCUGGUCUUACACCGUGAAAGUCAUAAAUGGACAUUAUAGUCUCUAAACAGUAUUAAACCCCUAACCACUUCUACAUAGGCAAGCCUAAUAACAUGUGCCUAUUUCACAUUCUGGAAUUCAUUUCAUUUCUUUUUGAAGAUCAUUUUCUUCCAUUAUUGCAGUUGAGCAGCACCAAGUGGACUGUCGAGUUCACAGAAAUCCAUGGUAGCCUUGCUUUCUGAGCACCAUCUAAAGAAUUUUAAACCUUUGCAUUAUUUUGAGUUUUUUCUCUGUGUGGGCAUGAAAACAAAGAAUGCCCCCACUGAAGACGGGGCUCAAAGGACUGAUGCAGGGCUGGGUCUUCUCCCCCUUCUUCUCUCCCUGCACUUUUCUUACUCCUUCUGAACCUCUACCAGCUGCUCCUAGAAUCACGGAUCCUCAGGACCAUCUCAGGCAUCCAGGCAUGGCAAAAGUGGAAAUAAUUCAUUUUGGCCUUCAAACUUUCAACUCCCAUCUCUCCCCCAAGAAGUCAGAGACGCUGUUACUUGAAUGAUUUAGGAAAUGAGUGUGUGCACCAAAGACAAAAAGAUAUUGUCUAUCGUUCAUGUGCUUGUUUUGCGCUAUGGAACAUUUUUUAAUUUAUUCUGAGAUAAAUUAUUAAGUUGAAAAUGUGUGUCCCCAUUCAGAAGUGAGAGAUUCUUCUUGUAAUAGUUAAACCUCUGUCUUGAAGUUUCUGUGGUUCAUAGUCUUUGCACAGGAAAUCUACGGUUUUAAGAAACCCAUACACAUAUCGAAGAAGGCAGUUUAAUUCAAUGAAAAGAAGAUGAGCUUUUACAAGAUCACCUGCAAUAGCAGGAAUGGAAUAAGAUGAUUAAAGACACUGUAAAAUUCAGUUCUGCCUCUCUUGCAGCAUUGCUUCUCACAACUAUUACCUGUACCUGAAAAAAAUAUAUAUAUAGACGCCAGCUGCUACAUUAGAGCAUACGUGAUGCUCUCCAGGACCUCAGUACCCUGCCUUCUUGACUGGUUUCUCUUAAUCAGUCCUGUCCUUCUUCAAGUAAUCCAGAAGAAUGUGGAUAAUCUUAGGCGUGAAUGUAAAUGCCUUAAUAUUGAAGGUCCUGAUUAGAAGCAUGAUAUAAGACAUCCACUGGAUUCAUAUUUACAAAUAUCCCGGAAUGUUAGUAGCUUCAAAAUAUGUUAGAAAAACCCCAAAGAUGGUAUAAUCUUUAAGUGCGCACGUUCGUUCAUUUCUGCAUCUUUCCUCCCAACCUGCCUUUGCGUCUCAGAUGUUUCACUAUGCACACUUCCAUCCCUCCUUGGUUUCAUCUUGCCAUCAUGAGAAACUUAGCGAAAUAAUCAUUGGAAUAUUUGCAUUUUGCACAAUGACUGGUAUGAUAGCUCUUGACAAAUAAGGAAAGCACUGAAAUGUGGUGAUUGGGUCUCGGGAAAUGCGCAGAUUGAUGUAUCGCCAGCAUUUCUUCUGGGCUUUUGAUGUUGAGCUCUAGUCUUGUAGCCAUAUGAGCAGAUCCACUAAGAGAAGCUAGGGUUUCUUGGGGUUAUUAACCAGUAGUGUGGAGAUAGUGUUUUCACGUUGGCCAAGGAAAAGCAAAGGCCUUUCUUUUUAGUUUGUGUUAUUUGGAAGACAGAAAAACAUCUUGUCUACACCCUUUGGCUGUUUGUAGGAUUACAUUGUCCUUAUGAUACUGAAACUUUACAGCUGCUAUAAAUUUUUUAUAAGUGAAUAUGAAAAUAAUAUAAUAGGAAUAUAGGUUGUUUUUCUACAUUCUCAUUAUUUGGACCUAAAUCAAUUUUUAAUAAGAAAGUUAAUCUUUACUCUUUAUGACAUUAUGAUUCCAGAAAAGGAAAAAAAUAGAUAAGUGUGUGGAGUCAGCUCUCCGGACUUGGAGUUCUGUGGUGAGGAUGCGGCCGGGACCAUGUGUUGGCCCCCCUCGUGCACUCCCGCUGUCUCCACUGUCUUCAGAAUCCCAGGCUCCAGAUGAGAGGCAGCAAUCAAUCCGUCUUACUCCUUGUUAGAAAUGGUUGUCCGUAAUUUGGUAGAGAAAACAGAGGAAUCUAUAAGUAGCAGAUUUCUUAUUAUUUUAACUAUUGGAUAUAAUUGAAAGGUGUUUAUUGUUAGCAUUAGAAUUGGUGACUACGGAUAACCCAGCCACUUGUUCCAUAUUGGGAUCUUUUUAAUCAAGCUCUGCCUCUUAAUCAAGAAUCUAAAUAUUCCCUCUUUAUAAUCUUUGUUCCUUCUCCCCAUGCUCCCAUCCUCUUUCACUCUUUAUUCAUAAUUCCUCUAAGAAAAAGAUCUUUGCAUCAGCAGUAAUAUCUUUUAGAAUAGCACUAUCAGAAUUUAGUAGUAAACCAACAUAGAGGCUUCAGAUUUAGUUCUGAGUCCAAAAUAAUUUGUGCUAUCCAGGGUUCUGAACUCUGGGUUACAAGUACAGGGUAUAGAUUCCCUCUUCAGGUCUAAACAGGAAUUUUUAUUCUAGGGAAAAGUGGGAAGAGCUCAAAAGUAGUUAAUAAGGAAGGUAAUUGGUUUUUCUUUUACCCAAAAGAAAAGAAAAUUCCUUCUGUGACUACAGGUCUCUGAGAAAUUAUCUUUCAAAAGAGAUUUCAUUGCUCAUAAGAGUGUUGUGGCCUAUUGAUAAAAACAAUUUUGUUCACUUUCUUGUCUUGAAAAAAAGUGGCCUUAGCUUUUUGCAAUACUUGAAUAAAGUGUGUCCUCGCACAGCAUUAGAGACUCAUAACUUUUCUGCAAGAAGUUCAAACUUACAUCUUCUUUUACUACCUUAAGAAUACUAGUGAAGAAAACAUUAAUUCAAAGAGCAAAUGAUAGAAACUACAAUGAUGUUUAAUGCAAAUUGUAGGAAUUUACAUGUUUACAAAUCAUCUUGAACUGGUUGUGCAGCAAUUCAAUAAAAUAUCUUUGUAUUAUAAAAUGUGAAGAAAACAAUGUAAACUGAUGUAAAGGAGGUACUGUCAUUUUAAUUAACCUAUGUUUAAUAGCUUUUCCUUCCGGACUUUGCAAAGCCUUCUUGGGAAACACAUUGCAAAGCAUUCUCUGGGAGGCCUGGCCUCCGUGUGUGUACUGUACUGUGCAGACAUGAAAAACAAACCCGUUUACUGUGUACGUGUAAAUAGCCUGGGCUUCAGGCCAUUUUCAGCCAAUAGUCACAUCCAGUGCAGCUUUGCACAGAAGACUUGGGGUGUGGUUUGUAAGUAUGAUCUGUAAAAUAAGUGGGAUGAAUUCCCAUGUAUACCUGUGUAAAUAGAUUUGUUAACUGAAAUGUACUUUAAGAAAAGAUAAAAUCUGUAAAUAAACUGAUUUAUAAAUUAA